GUAGGGAACGAUUUUCCCAUUUGCUGAUAAUUGAAUGUCUUUUUCUGGCUGCAUUCCCGCGAGUUUGGAAACACGCAAAAAUGAAACGUUGUCAGAACGUGAUGUAGUUUUGCUUGGAAAAGCGUUUGAAGAAUGCGUUGUAUACACUUGGCCCGAGUUUUGUAGGAAGUUUCUCAAUUUAAGCCGGGCAGAUUGUCAAAAUAUUGAAGCAGAUAAUACUGAAUUGCCAACUCAGAUAAGGGAAAUGUUUCAAAAAUGGAAAGAGAAUGAACAAGAGGGUGCUACAAUUGAAAAUAUCUCUGGUAUUUUGCAUAAAUGUGUAAUCGGCAUCAAGCAAAUAUGGUGGAAUUCAUACAGAGAUGAACAAGAUGGGAAGUUUUUAGAAGAUAGGAAGAUGAUGGAAACAUACUUUCAAAAACUGUCAGAUUGUCCCUUUACACCAGAGGAGUGGUCUAAACUGGUUGUCAAACUUGGAUUAAGUAAUAAUCACAUGGAAAACAUGGAGUCCCGUCACAGACAUAACAAAUUCUCUCAACGACUAUCUCUACUUGAAGGAUGGGUACAGAUAAAAGGAUAUGAAACAGCUACAAUUCCUGCUUUGCAAGCUGCAUUAAAGGAUUUGAAACUUCGUCGCAUUAUUUGCGAAAUAGCAGGUCUUGAAGGCAGAAACAACACUCCGCAUAAAGUAUAUGAACAUUUCUUGGAGGACGAGUGGGAUCGUAUCUUCAGCAAACUCGAAGAGGAUCAAAAAAGGUCCAUCAUCAACAGUCUCCUCCAAAGUGAAGAGGACCCCACUGAAGAGAGAGAGGAAAAUGCUUUCCAAUCUGUUAUGAGUAAAGGAAAUGCUGGAUUUCACAAUUUCAUUAAAGUUCUCACUGAUAAUUUGCCACCUGCCACCAACAUACAAAGCACCCUCCAGCAUUUUUUUAUUGAUUCCAACUACGCCAACCUAUUCCACAUGAAGAAAGCAAAUAUUCUCGCUGCCCAUUUCACUGAAAACAACAACUACAGGGUUGUCAAAGAAAAGUUAGAUCAAGGUACAAGGCAUGUUCUUCUGCAUGGAAUGCCAGGGUCGGGCAAGUCUCAACUUGUCUGUGCGUAUGUGAAACACUUCAACAUUCAACACCCAAGCUCUAUUAUUUGGUCUAUUGAAUGCAAGGAUCACUCAGCAAUGGAUGCCUCUCUUGUUUCGCUCCGUAAAGCCGUUUUUAGCAGCCAACUUCUUUCCGAAGGUCAGCAUGAUUGGAGAGAGGUUUUUGUGCAACUUAAAAAAACAGGUGUUCACAUUCUUCUACUGCUUGAAGACCUGCAGAAGGGCAUGGAUGAUUGGAGUGAAAAUCUUCAGACUGUCGUCGACUCUGUGUUGAACUAUGAUAAGUCCUACAUUAUAGGAACCUCAAGGAAUGCUCUUACUAUCCGCGAUUUCGAUCUGCACAAAGUUAAUGGCUUUACUUUGGACGAAGCAGUCAAUUUUCUGAUGCAAGACAGAGAAGCAUCUGAGGAUGAGGAUGAACCAUGGGCCAAAAAGAUAGCGGAAAAAUACAGCUGUCUGCCAUUAGGACUCGCUCCUGCAUAUGCAUACUGCAAAAAUCUGUGCUUUUCUUACAAGGAUUAUUAUGAUGUGUUGCUGGAAGAAUCCGAAUCACCAGAAUUGGAAUACGCUAACAAAAGUAUCAUUGCUACAAUGGUUUUGUGCCUUGGCAAGAUAAACGUAAUGAGAGUCGGACCUAGUGAAGUUGAUUUAAAGGCAGUUUUCUCCAUGGUAGCAUUCUUGCAUCACGAAAUCAUACCUGUAUACUUAUUCAGAGAGAUGAUUUCAAAGCCACGCAUUCUGUAUGCAGAGUUAGAGCAUGCUGAGCAACAGCCAUUAGUUCCUGCCAUUAGUAAAGCAAAUGUGACAAGGGCUUUGUUGGAAUUAUUAAACCAGUUGAAAAACUCAUCCAUAGUGGUUGACAGUGGUGAACAAAAUCUCAAUACUCGUUACAUCAGUACACACGAAGUGGUGCAGUUAGCAUUGACAAAUAUGCUGAAAAGGGAAGGCAGUGAGAAUCAUCAUCUGCUUAAUGCUCUGUAUUGCUUGUCGUGCUAUUUCCAGAAAGACAACAGACUCCACACCCAGCAUAACCAGCUCCUUGUUUUAUUACCACACGUCACUAAAGCUUUAUCUUUGGCUACAAAUAAGUUUAACGAACGAAGAGCUGAUCCGAGAAAAUUAGGAAAAGAAGAAAUGAUGCAGCAUAUGAUUAUCCUUCGCUUGCUGGAGGUUAAGGGAUUUGCGUGCACCCAGAGCGACAUGAUCAAAGAGGCCGAAGAAGCAUUGCAGCAAGCCCAUGAUCAGAUGCUGAAUCUACUAUGUGCUGCUGGUGGUAUUACCCUUGAUAGUUUAGACGCUACAGUGCAGGAAAGAAUCUUGGAAGGCAAUGGCCCCGACACUGUAAUUGAAACAAGAGCUAGGGUUUUGUAUCAGUUCUGUGAGAGAGCAGUGUCAGAUAUUCCUCCUGAAACCUUCGAUAGGUUGCUUCAUACAAUUGUUUUAAAUGAGGAGGAUAUAGAACUCCUCACAAGAAGUGAGGAAGGGUGGACCCCGUUGAAAGCAAACACCCCACUUACCAGUGAGGACCUAGAGGAGCUCAGAAGGCAUGGGCUUGCAAAAGACAACAAGAAACUGAAAAGUGUGUAUCUGGCUGAGCAGCUGGCCUCUAUUCUGUAUACCAGAGGCCGGCUUAUGUUUUAUAAAGGCUUUGAAGGUGAUAAAACUGAAUACAUCAAGUACAUCAAGCUUGCAAAUUAUGUAGCACGAGAGGUUAAGAAAGAGACUGGAAUUAGACUUCUCCAUUUGCUGAUUACUGAAACCAAUGGCUUGCUGUACAUUAAACUUGCUAUCAAUGGAAAAUCAGAUGAAGAAAAACGAACAGAUUAUCAAUAUGCGUAUAGGCGUUACAAAGAACUUUGUGAAUCCAAUUACCAAUAUUUUGAGCAUGGUAUUUUGAAAGAAGAUGGUAAAACUAGCUACCAUAUCAUGAGAUGUUACAAGCAAAUGAUGACUGCUAAUAUAAAACAACUGGAACUACCAGAACAGGAGGUGCAAACAAAUUGGUUUGAGGUUUGUGAAUUGUUUGAUGAAAUAGUAAAGAAUCACCCAGCAUACGGAAAAACCGCCACAGAAGGUCUUAUUGUGGCGGGUGAAUUGUACCACAAGGGUGGGCAGUGGCACAAAGCCCUGGAGUUCUAUAAAAAAGCCAUGGAUAGGGUAAAAGACAAGGAGCAAACCUACAAGAAAGAACUCUUUUUAGCCACAGAGAAGUUUACAGAAGCUUCUCUUGAAGCAUUUGAAAACAAUGUUGAUGACAAAAGGGUUUUCUGUACUGAAGCUAUUGAACGGUGCAACAAGGCCAGGCUGUUGGUUCCUCGACACGAAAACAGCAGAAAAUUAAAGGAAUUGUCCAAAAAAGUGAAACAUGCUUUGGAAAACCCUGGGGUUGCAAGUGUUGCAAAGCGCCCUCGGAAUGAAUAAAUUUGUGCAUUAGAGUACUUUGAAUCAUACUUAACUGUUAAUAUUUGGGAAACACUUUUUGCCAUUUGUGCUACAUUGAGGUAUAAAAUACCCAACAUAUAACAUAAAGCAUUUUCCAUGUUUAUGCAUAGCAUGUUUUUAACAACAGUGGGCAGAAAGUUUUUUUUUAUGAAUAUAAUUUCCUCUUCAAAGAAUUUAAAAAAUAAAUAGAUUCUUUAAUAAUUCGCUAAAAAUAAAUCUUUUAUGCAAUGAUUAUGCUAAAGCUCUUUAAUUGAUGUAAUUUUGCACUUUUUAUACAGAAAAAUUUUUAUGCAACUUUUUUAAAUCUGUUUUAAAUUAUGUGCCAAUUCUUCCAUUUGUAUUUCUGCACUUGUGUUUUUAGUAUAAUGUUUUAUAGUAACUGAUUAACUUUACGUAAUACUUCAAGAAUAUUAUCUAUGGUUUCAUUUUAUGUCCUUUAGGUAUGCUAUUUUAGAUAAGUUCCAAAAUGUUUAUAUUAAAAAUGUUUUACUGUACUUGUAAUUAAGAUGUAAUAUAAAAUUAUUUUGUCAACUUAGUCAUGUACUUUCAGUUUAUGGUGGAACAUUAUGGAAAAAGUAGUCUGCUCUGUUGAAAUGGAAAUGAAUUUACAGCAUAUGUUUUGAAAUUUUGUGUUGAACAAUUUUAUCUAAAGCAUUUUGUAUUAUGGGGUCAAAUAAAGAAAUCACAUAUUGAA
Molecule: messenger RNA, 4229 nt
Organism: Ciona intestinalis (vase tunicate)
Lineage: Eukaryota; Metazoa; Chordata; Ascidiacea; Phlebobranchia; Cionidae
Source: RefSeq, a predicted model, not a curated record